AUGUCAAACAAAUCAGACAUUGAUAACAUUAACGACUCUCUAUUUUUUCGAAAUAUCAAUAAUUUAAAAGUUUUUAAUGCUCAAACUCCUGUAAUGCGAACUAAUGUCGAUACGACACAAAAUACAAAAAGGGCAUUAGGGUCACCAACUUCAACUAUCAACUCUGGGGAAUUUGCUUUGUCUUUACAAAGCAAUGAUAGUCAUGAUAAACAGACAAAUUUACAAGCAAUUGUUAGUAGAUUAAGAAAGCUAAUUGAAGUAAUAUCGGAUAUCCACGAAAAGCUUUAUAAAGAAUUGUUAGAUGCAAGAAGUAUACUCGACUCGUUAAAUGAAAUACAGAGAAAUGUUGAAAAUUUUUCAAAUUUACAACAGACGGCUCAAUAUUUUGAAUUGGCUGAUGAAAUUGACGAACUUGUUCGACAGGUUGGAUUUGUAAUGAUUCAAGCCGGUGCCGGUGCGAGUGUAAAUACUGAAAUAAAAAGUUAG
Racocetra fulgida is the source of this 486-nucleotide messenger RNA. NCBI's taxonomy places the organism in Eukaryota, Fungi, Glomeromycota, Glomeromycetes, Diversisporales, Gigasporaceae. The record is from the annotation of a GenBank genome assembly.